Adineta steineri is the source of this 219-nucleotide messenger RNA. The record is from the annotation of a GenBank genome assembly. Lineage: Eukaryota; Metazoa; Rotifera; Eurotatoria; Adinetida; Adinetidae.
AUGCGUUUUGGUGAUAAAGCUUGUUCGAAAGGUUCUCAAUGUAAAAAUCGUGAUUUGGAAUAUAUUUUUAUAUUUCAUUUCAAAGGUUGUAAUCCACAACCACGUUAUUUUGAUCUUGAACAAACAAUGCCUGGAAAAAAUCUUUAUAUUGGAUUUCAUCAAACUGAUCCCAAGUCAGCUAUGCUAAUUGCUCAAUCAAGAGAAGGAACAGGACGAUAA